CCUGAACGCAGCAUCCAGAGCAAUGGCUUGAGGGCUGAGAAGGACGACGAAAACAAAAAUGGACAUUGAAAGAAAAUAGCGUAGUAAGACUGACAAUGUAUUGUCUCAUUGAAAAGCUUUGGCGUAGCUACAAUGUAUUAGGCAUGCAACCACAGAAACGGUGUAUUUGUUCAUAGAUACUGUCGUCUCAAACAACGACUGCUCGUUCGGUAACGUAGCUAAGUUAGCCUCCGUAGCUUAGCUAGCUGUGUGUAACAUAGGUGACGUUGUCCACUGAGACUGGCGUAGCAGUAAAUAUUAACUGACCUUUGCGUGUUUUAGAUGGUGUUCAAAGAAAGCAUCUUGUUUAGUGACUCUAACGCUUGCGGACGGUGUAUGUCAGACCUCUGACUGGCACUUCAAGAAGAACCAGAGGGGAGAAAAGUGAGAUUGUAGAGUUCAGAACCAUGGAUGCUUGCUUUGGUAAUAUUGUGUUCAGCUCCAAGUUUGACUCAGGGAAUCUGGCACGUGUGGAGAAGGUGGAAAAGGGCAGCUCUAGCCCUCCUACCGAUGCUCCCAGUGGAAGUGCCCUCUCAGGGUCAAACCUUACCCCUGACUAUGAGUUCAAUGUGUGGACGCAGCCAGACUGCGGUGGCACAGAACAUGAGAAUGGAAACAGAUCGUGGUUUCACUUCAGUGUACGGGGUGCUGCUUCGGGAAAGAUACUGAAGAUCAAUGUGAUGAACAUGAACAACCAGAGGAAGCUCUAUAGCCAGGGUAUGGCUCCUCUUGUACGCACUUCACCUGGCAAGAACCGGUGGGAAAGGAUUCGGGAAAGACCCACAGCUGAGAUUGUUGAUAACCAGUUCAUCCUCUCAUUCUCUCACCGGCUGUUGGAGGUACGAGGGGUGACCACCUACUUCUCUUUCUGCUUCCCCUUCUCUUAUAGUGAGUGCCAAGAGAUGAUGCAGCAGUUUGAUAAAAGCUACCCUAAUGCUGCUCAACUCAGUCCGAGCAGUGCCCCAGACAGUGUGUAUUAUCAUAGGGAGUUGUUGUGCCACUCUCUGGAUGGUAAUAGGGUCGACCUAAUCACUGUGACCAACUGCAACGGGAUGCAAGAGGAGAGAGAACCCCGUCUGCCGAAGCUGUUUCCAGACACCAACACGCCAAGAUCACACCGCUUCUCCAGCAAAAGGGUGUUUUUUCUCAGCAGUCGAGUGCACCCCGGGGAGACUCCCUCAUCCUUUGUGUUUAACGGUUUUCUCAACUUCAUCCUAAGAAGUGAUGACCCUCGUGCUCAUGCGCUUCGGAACAUGUUUGUUUUCAAGCUCAUUCCCAUGCUCAACCCAGAUGGAGUCGUUCGUGGGCACUACAGGACUGAUUCCAGGGGUGUGAACUUGAACAGACAAUACUUAAACCCCAGCCCUGAGCUGCACCCUUCCAUCUAUGCAGCCAAAACACUUUUGCUCUACCACCACACAUACAACCGUCUGCACAAUACACAUUCCAGUACUCACUAUAGCAGCCCCACACACAUGCAGACUCCUCCCCUGAGCUUAAAACCUCAGCCUCAAUCUCCUCCCUUCACCUCCCUUGAAGUCAGUUUGAACCAACGAAAUGCAAAGAAUGACACAAAUCCUGCGCUGCCAGAAGUCCAGAUGUUGAUGGAGGAAAACACCUGGGUCCCCACAGAGAUGAGGAAGGUGGACCAGAACAGCUCAUCAAGCUCCUCUGAGACUGUAGCUGCUGUUACAGUAGAGGUAACGGUACCAGAAGUGGAAGAACAUGAAUUAAUUCCACCACAUGAGGGGGGAGUGGCAUAUUAUGUGGAUUUACAUGGCCAUGCCUCUAAGCGGGGGUGCUUCAUGUAUGGAAAUAACCUUCCUGACGAGAGCCAGCAGGUAGAGAACAUGCUGUAUCCAAGGCUGAUCGCUGUAAACUCUGCCCACUUUGAUUUCCUGGGCUGUAACUUCUCAGAGAAAAACAUGUAUUCACGAGACAAGAGGGAUGGCCAGUCUAAAGAAGGCAGCGGGCGGGUGGCCAUUCACAAGGCCAUAGGGCUGCUUCACAGCUACACUUUGGAGUGCAACUACAACACAGGAAAAACCAUGAACACCAUCCCACCUGCUUGCCAUGACAACGGACGGGCAACCCCACCUCCAACACCAUCAUUCCCUCCAAAAUACACUCCAGAAAUAUUUGAACAGGUGGGGCGUGCUGUGGCUAUCUCUGCCUUGGAUAUGGCGGAGUGUAAUCCCUGGCCACGGCUGGUGCUGUCUGAGCACAGCUGCCUGAUGAACCUCCGAGCUUGGAUCCUCAAGCAUGUCCGCAACACCAAAGGCCUGAACACACACAUCCACGCUCAUCCUCUACCAAGAACACACCACAAUGGCAGCAAGGCGUCACCGCCAAAGAGCUUCAACAACUGUUUGCCUGGCUCAGCGUCGGAGAACACACUCAGUCGCAUUCGCUGCAACAGCCACAGUAGCAGCAGCCAGACACCCUCCCCAAAGAUGCACAGCUCCCCAAGCUUUACAUUUGGCUGCCCCCCAUCCCGAACUCACACGCAGCACAACGGCACACACACCAGCGGACGUGGAGUCAACAAGACACUUGGGCCAGUCAGGGACCCUAAGCCUCAGGAGAGGAGACGCCCACCCCACCACCGCUCCAUUCUACGGUCUCCCAGCAACAGCCACACCCCCUCCCGCCCCCCACUCUCACCCCCUUCCUCCUCCUCUUCAUCUUCCUCUGUGUGCGCAGCAGGCUACUGUCCCCUCCCGGCCUCCGUCAGUAUGACAGGCCUCAGCUGCCCAGACUUUCAGGCUGGAGGACCCAGUUCAGCGGGUUGGUCCAGAAUGCCUUUGCCCAUGCGGCGUGUGGGGAAAGGGUGCCGGACUCUCACAGUCACUCAUCACCCCGCAGAGGCACGCACAGAGACCGCUAAAGAUGUGGGGCCUGAACAUACCUUUUCCUCCAUCAAAUUUAGCAAGUAUGAGCUGCAACCUCACAUGAGCCGCAUCCCCAUCCGGAGGGCAGGGUCGACUGAAACCCCACUUCCACAUGGCAGUAAAACAUCCCCUACCAGCAUUAACCCAGUCUCAUCUGGAGAAAAGGAGGAGACAGCCACCAUGAAGGUCUGGAAUCUGCUUAGACCUGGCCUCCAUCGACACUUGUCACUGUCAGGUGUAUCUGGGAAAGAGGGUGCCAUGCAGCUGGCCUCUAAAGCACUAAUGAAGACAAGUCCAGACAAGACUCUCCACUACAGAGGAAAUACUAUUAUAGAAACCGCACAUGAGAAGGAUGAAACAGUACAACAGGUUGAGGAAACUCCACCGAAGCCUCUGCCUGAGACUGUGACCCUGUGUGGAGAAGCCUAGCAACUGCACAGAAGAGGAGGCACUUGUGUGUGGGUGUGUCUACAUUUGCUUGUGAGCCUAAAUUACAAUAUUCUGACCAAAACCAUUUAAACUAAGAAACAGAAAGUAAUCAAAGUAGCAUUACUUGAGGCAUCAUAAUAUGCAAUACAGCAAGUUCAACAUCAUUUAUUCAGAUUUCCAGAGCAUGCAUGAUGUUUUCACCCAGGCUGUUCAACAUAAUCUGACCAUGGAGCUGUUCAGUAUAACCACUGAACAUCUUAACUGGAGCAGCUGAAGGUUUAGUGCCUUGCUCAAAAGAAACCACAACUUUGGUUGAGGAAAGGAGAGUAGAAACCUUCCCCAUCCAAGUUUUCCAGAUGAUCAAGAAUCCAUACACUUGAAAUAUUCUGUAACUUUUCAGUCAUUUUAGUCCUUGCCUUAUGUUCCCUCCCCCCAAAAGAUGUUAAUUGCACUCUGACCAACACUGUAAUGCACUGGUAAGUAUUUUUUUAUUAUUUUUUUUUAGUCAGCCACUUGUACAAAUACAUUAAAGGGUUAAUUUUUAUUCAGACUUUUAAGCACGGAAGCAGCUUUAUAACCUCCGUUUUUCAGUUGUGAAACAAAUGUGAGUGUAGUGUGUAUUUAAUGUUAUUCCAGAAGGUUGUGCUGUUUUGCAUAAUAUGACUAAAGGUUUGCACAUUUUCAUUGUUUGUUCAUCCACAUUUUGUAUCGUACAUAAAUAUUUUGUGUAAUGGUUAGUUGUAUUUUUCAUUUAAUAAUCAUAUCUUUAACCAAAUUACUUUAAUUAUAUUGUGACUGACAGUGUACAAAUAAAUGUAUUUGAAAAACCUA
Messenger RNA from Cyclopterus lumpus (lumpfish), 4190 nucleotides. It is a transcript of the gene agbl5, whose product is annotated as ATP/GTP binding protein-like 5. Lineage: Eukaryota; Metazoa; Chordata; Actinopteri; Perciformes; Cyclopteridae. Gene Ontology annotation, biological process: proteolysis; protein deglutamylation. The record is from RefSeq and is a predicted model, not a curated record. Bases 447 to 3359 code for a protein of 970 amino acids. The transcript is spliced from 17 exons. Gene Ontology annotation, molecular function: zinc ion binding; metallocarboxypeptidase activity.